UAUAUAAUGAGUUUCCUAAUAAAAUGUUUAACACGAAAAAAUAUUAAUAAAUGACAUGUAAUUACAGACCCAUUGGAACAAAUACUUCAACAACUUAUUGAGUGAUUCGGUCACCGAUAAGGAAGAGAUUAUUGUAAACGUACCUAAUUUUAUACGAAGUGUCGACACACUUAUCGCACAAACAAACAAACGGACUUUGGCCAACUAUAUGCUAUGGCGAGUGGUUUUGCAGUCUUUCGCGACAUUGGGCAAGAAAUGGCGUGAAUUGGCUCAGGAGUACAAUACGGUGAUCACGGGUCAGGCCCGGGAAGAGCCGCGUUGGGAGCAAUGCAUGUCUUCACUGACCGGCAGCUUA
Messenger RNA from Oppiella nova, 355 nucleotides. The record is from the annotation of a GenBank genome assembly. NCBI's taxonomy places the organism in Eukaryota, Metazoa, Arthropoda, Arachnida, Sarcoptiformes, Oppiidae.